Messenger RNA from Trypanosoma rangeli, 420 nucleotides. RefSeq lists its product as uncharacterized. The record is from RefSeq and is a predicted model, not a curated record. The transcript has a single exon. Lineage: Eukaryota; Euglenozoa; Kinetoplastea; Trypanosomatida; Trypanosomatidae. Bases 1 to 420 code for a protein of 139 amino acids.
AUGGAGGAGCAGCGUGUGGGCGGGUGCAUGGAUAUGAGCAACGGUGUCAAAGUCCUCUCCUUUCCUGAGGUGGAGACGAGUGAGUCCUCCAACGCGGAGGAGGUUGGUGACGUUGUCUCUGCCACCGCCACAGAUGUAGACAGGGGCGACGUCUGCAUAGUAUUCCUUCAACAUACUCCUGUUGUCAGCUGGCAGGACGUUGACGACGAAGUGCGAUUCUCGCCUCGCGUCCAUGCGCUUGGUGACGUGUCUCAACACCAGAUUACACCCAAUAUCAAUCUUGUGCGAGUUGCUGGCGAUGAUCACACGAAUAAGUACGUUAUUUAUGAUGGUGUAACUGAAACCCCUGCCUGUACGGAUCUCUUCCAUGGGGAGUACGGUGACUUGGACCCUGUGAAUACACGUAUGUGCCGUGUGUGA